Molecule: messenger RNA, 987 nt
Organism: Haemonchus placei
Lineage: Eukaryota; Metazoa; Nematoda; Chromadorea; Rhabditida; Trichostrongylidae
Source: the annotation of a GenBank genome assembly
AUGAGACUGCUGAGGUCUAUCUCGAGCCGGGAUAUCUUGUUGAUUCUCACUAUCAGUGGUGUCGUUUUGGGUGUGAUCGGUGGUGGAUUGCUUCGAUAUUUGAAUCCCAGUGAAGAAGUCAGAAAAUUUAUUGGUUUCCCUGGAGAAUUGUUCAUGAACAUGCUCAAGGCAAUGAUUUUGCCACUUAUCGUUGCCAGCCUUAUUUCUGGUCUCUCUCAACUAGAUGCAAGUACGUCAGGAAAACUCGGCAGACGGGCUGUGUUCUACUACUCUCUCACCACUGCUCAUGCAGUUUUGCUCGGAAUUAUCAUGGUUUUAAUUAUUCAUCCGGGAGAUCCUCGAAUCAAGCAAGCAAAAGUAGCCUCCAAUGAUGAAGUUGUCGCAAUGGUGACCACAGAAGAUAAAUUUCUUGAUCUUCUCAGGAAUAUGUUACCUGAGAACAUUGUUCGAUCAACGUUUCAACAGCAGCAGACAGUAUAUGUGACGGUUAAUGCUUCAGAUGGAUCUGUGAUACAGAAGAGUAAAGUUGAGUAUUCGGAUGGAAUGAAUGUUCUCGGACUGAUCAUUUUCUGCAUUGUGAUGGGCAUUGUGAUUUCUCGACUAGGCAAACAAGCUGAGCCAUUGGCCAAAUUCUUCAUGGCACUCGACGCAGUGAUCACUAGGAUGGUGCUAAUCGUUAUGUGGUUUGGCCCUAUAGGAAUACCAUCACUGAUUGCAUGCAAAAUGCUGGAGGUAUAUGACCUUGUGGCGACAGCUCAAACUCUGGCAUUGUUCAUAAUCACCGUCGUUAUAGGACUCGCCAUUCAGUGCUUCGGAACGCUUCCUUUGAUUUACUAUGUUGGCACUCGUCAAAACCCUUACGUAUUCUUGAAAGGAUUAGCAUCGUUGCCAGUAACGUUUCGCUGUCUGGAUGAAUUGGGUGUUGACGAUCGAGUUGCAAAAUUUGUACUACCAGUUGGAGCGAUGGUCAAUAUGGUGAGAAUAUGA